Messenger RNA from Dryobates pubescens (Downy woodpecker), 3937 nucleotides. It is a transcript of the gene TPH1, whose product is annotated as tryptophan hydroxylase 1. Gene Ontology annotation, cellular component: neuron projection. The coding region runs from base 449 to 1786 and encodes 445 amino acids. The transcript is spliced from 12 exons. The record is from RefSeq and is a predicted model, not a curated record. Gene Ontology annotation, biological process: serotonin biosynthetic process; aromatic amino acid metabolic process. Gene Ontology annotation, molecular function: tryptophan 5-monooxygenase activity; iron ion binding. NCBI's taxonomy places the organism in Eukaryota, Metazoa, Chordata, Aves, Piciformes, Picidae.
AUGAUGAAAUCCACAUGCUCUGCCAAACUUAAUGAGAAAAAAAGAAUCUGCUACACCUGGGGCAAGGAUCAGUCUGCUGUAAUAUUCUCAGAUCCUCAGUUUCUCAAAACUCCUUCAUGUGAAGGCAACCAAACACAGCAGGCAGCAGUGUGUUUGCUCCCCGGUCACAGCAGUGUGCAUCAGUCAUGAGCCCUUCAGCCUGAGCUGACCAGACGUGCGCUAAGUGAACCUGACAUCACAAGUUCAGGUCUUUGGCAGUUGGAUGACGUUUUCAUGAUGUCUCAGAAAAGUCUGAGAGAUUAAUAAAAAGGCUAAUGCUAAAAAAGUGCUUGAAAAGGUAACAGUGGUAGGAUGCUGUGAAGAUGAAGAAAGGAUGCUGGAGGAAGAAAACAGGAAGAAACCUGGAGAAUUAUGGCAAAGGGGAUAAAUAUUAAAUAAGUCAAAUUACAUGAUGAUUGAAGAUAAUAAAGAGAAUGAAGACCAUGCAUCUGAAAGAGGAAGAACAGCCAUCAUCUUUUCAUUGAAAAAUGAAAUUGGAGGACUUGUAAAAGCAUUGAAACUCUUUCAGGAGAAGCAUGUAAAUCUGGUACACAUUGAGUCACGGAAGUCCAAGAGACGAAAUUCUGAGUUUGAGAUCUUUGUGGACUGUGACAGUGACAGGGAACAACUGAACGAGAUCUUCCAGCUUCUGAAAUCCCAUGUCAGUGUUGUCUCUGUGAACCCAACAGAGCAUUUCACUGUCCAGGGCAAUGACAUGGAGAAUGUGCCCUGGUUUCCAAAGAAGAUCUCAGAUUUGGAUAAAUGUGCAAACCGAGUGCUGAUGUAUGGGUCCGAUUUGGAUGCUGACCAUCCAGGUUUCAAAGACAAUGUCUAUCGCAAGAGACGAAAGUAUUUUGCAGACUUGGCUAUGAACUACAAACAUGGUGAUCCAAUUCCCAAAAUUGAAUUCACUGAGGAGGAGAUCAAGACCUGGGGGACUGUGUACCGAGAGCUUAAUGAGCUUUACCCAACUCAUGCCUGUAGAGAGUACCUUAAAAACUUACCCUUGCUCACCAAGUACUGUGGGUACAGGGAAGACAAUAUCCCCCAGCUGGAAGAUGUGUCCCGCUUCCUGAAAGAGCGCACAGGUUUCACCAUUCGCCCUGUUGCUGGAUAUCUGUCACCCCGAGACUUCUUGGCAGGCUUAGCCUUCAGAGUUUUUCACUGCACUCAGUAUGUUAGACACAGCUCGGAUCCUCUCUACACACCAGAGCCUGAUACAUGCCAUGAGCUCUUAGGUCACGUCCCUCUUUUGGCUGAACCCAGUUUUGCUCAGUUCUCCCAGGAAAUUGGUCUUGCAUCACUUGGGGCAUCAGAUGAGGCUGUCCAAAAACUGGCCACAUGCUACUUCUUCACUGUAGAGUUUGGCUUGUGCAAGCAAGAGGGACAGCUACGAGUGUAUGGGGCUGGCUUGCUCUCUUCUAUUAGUGAGCUCAAGCACUCUAUUUCUGGGAGUGCCAGAGUCAAGCCUUUUGAUCCAAAGGUCGUCUGCAAGCAAGAAUGCCUCAUUACAACUUUCCAGGAGGUUUACUAUGUUUCUGAAAGCUUUGAAGAAGCAAAGGAAAAGAUGAGGGAGUUUGCAAAAACCAUCAAGCGGCCCUUUGGGGUGAAGUACAACCCUUACACUCAAAGCCUGCAGCUCCUGAAAGACACCAAGAGCAUUGCCAGCGUGGUGAAUGAGCUGCGGCAUGAGCUGGACAUUGUCAGCGAUGCCCUCAGCAAGAUGGGCAAGCAGCUGGAGGUUUAACGCUCUUGUCAGCAGUGUGGUGCAGUCGGCAACUCCUUUCUUUUCCCUGCUGAUUUCUCUCUAGGCAUUUAAUGUGUUGCAUGCAGAGCUCUCUCCUUUACAAAUGGAAGAGUGAAUGGCCCAUAGGACAACAACUUUAUCUUGUUUCUCUGUGUAAAGUCCCUUACAGAAUAUAUUCCUCCAUCCCCCUUGGAUUAAAAAAUAGCCUGGAGCUGCGUUUGAGAAGCUGACGGGGGAAUAGAGAAAUUGCUAGACUGGAGAAAAGUGUGGUCUGGGGAUCAAAGCUGGGAUAAGAUGCUGGAAAAGGUGGCUUAUGAGGCAAUAAGGGAAUGAUUUGCCGUAAGGAAAUGUCUGUUUCUGACUGGUAGUCUGUGCUACUAAUUUUACAGCAUUGCAGUCUUGAUAGCAUAGAAGCUAUAGUAAUCGCUGCUUCUAUGUCUGUGCUACUGAGUUCAAAACUUGAAUGAUUACAGCACAGGCAUCAGGACACCCAUAGCUGGAGGUUCCUCAUAAUACUAAGGGUUCAAAUCUUGCUUUCAACCGGAUCGUCCCUGCCCCCAAAGAACUGCACAUCUUCUGUUUGGCAUGCUUCUAGCGUAAGGCAAGAGAUACAGAGCUGCUGCACAAAAUCCUAUUUUUGUUUAUUUUAAGAGAGUUGCUGUAGGCUCAGGGAGUCAGGAUGUUUGUUGCUUUCCUUGAUAUUGCACCUGAGGGAAGGCCUUAAAGAAACUGCUAUUUGCCUUUUUCCUGAUCGAAUUAAUUUAGCAAGAAAAUAGAGCAAGCCAUCUGGUGUUGACUUAGCACAAAGGCUAAAAUAAUUUCCAAAUUACAAUUUAAUAUUCAAAAUAGUUUAAUUUGCUCUAAAAUGACACCAAAGUUUGACAUAACAGCCAAAGUUCAUAGUCCAGUUGUCUUUCUGUAAGAGUAAGUCUCCUGUUGAUUGCUUGGUCACUUUAUUGACCUGCACAAAGAUAAGUUUGCUUUCUUCUUUACUAGCCCUUCCACACCUUCAUUCCCUAACAAGCAAAUGAUGACCAAAAGGCCUAAGCAUUUUGUAGGAACUCUGUGGCUACGAAUGGAACAAACUGAUUUGUAGUGUAAAGUAUGUCUCAUUCCAAAGAGCACUUUACAAGAGGUGGGAAUCAGUGUCCUGCUGAAUUGUUUGUAUCACAUAGUAACAACACUAUUUCAGGGCUCUGUAGUUUCAUGCAUCCUGCAUAGCUAUACAACGCUGUGCUGGCUGCUGUUUUCUCCCAGCCCUGCCAGUGAAAUGGGUACAGGACACAAUACAUCUGAGUGAAGAUCUGUGAUAUGCAGGGUGUAUUUAAUAGCACACUAGGCACUGAGCUUAUCGGGAAAUCCAGAAUUCGCAGCUAUCAGAGUUGCUGGAAAAAUGGGCCAAAAUCAUAAGUACACUGGAGAUGCUAAUCCAGGAUUUUGAGAACUUGAAAGGACUUUCAUGAACCUCUGUGCUUGGAAAUCAGUUUGAGUUUCAUGUGUUUUCUAAUAGGCCACACAGGCAAUUGCUGACCCAAUCUUUCCAAGCAUAAUCACUGUUUAAUGUAAGUCUGGAUCAUUUUUUUCCCUGUGACUAUUAAUCCACUCCAACUUUAUUUUUUGAAGAACAUUUAAGACAUAGAAAUGCAGUCUACAGCAUUUAUGGCUUACAUUAUACACUGAGAUAGAUUUUAGGAGCUUUGUCUGUUUGAAGAACCCUUCUUAUUGCUGAGUAGUAAGGGAGGAUUUAUUUCAUCUGCUUCUGUGGGAGCAGUAAAUAUUCAGCCACAUUUUAAAAACCCUUGCGAUUGCUAUGUUGGUGACAUAUAGGUAGAUCUGUGUUACUUCAAAUAAUUGAACUGUGUGCAAACAUUUCAAGUAGGAAACCUUAUUCUUGAUAAAUUGGUACAUAAUUUUCAAUACUUUGGAAAAACAGCAAUUGUAUCUUUAUUUGCAUUUGUGCAGCAAAUAAACCCACUUAACUGCUAAAAGUAAUAGAGAAAAUGCAUUUCCAUGGCAUCAGUAACAUCUAUGUUUGGCUUCACACAUCCAAAUCUUCUUGUUAUGUAUAACUGUAAUAAUUUAAAUAUUUUAAACUGUCGUGGAGGCUUUAAACGUCAGUUAAAUAAAUGACUUGUUGGUAAUCACUGGAAG